Messenger RNA from Miscanthus lutarioriparius, 462 nucleotides. The record is from the annotation of a GenBank genome assembly. NCBI's taxonomy places the organism in Eukaryota, Viridiplantae, Streptophyta, Magnoliopsida, Poales, Poaceae.
AUGGCGGCGAGCGGGCGGAGGCGCGUUUGCGCUGGUCGGGUCGCCUCUUUCCCCUUCUUCUCCGGUGUCGGCGGAUCCACGCCCAGAUCCGGCGAUAGCGGGCCCUCCACCUCCCAUGACGGCGAUCCGGCGCGCGGGCAAGAUCGAGAUGUACCUCGAUUUGUUUGUUGCAGGUUCCUGAUUUGGUACGCUCUGUUAAGCAUGGCCAAUCGACAAGAGCUUUGCAAUGAUACAGUCCCAGUGCGUGUUGGACCAGUCUCAUACUUGCUCCUCUCUAAACCUGCCAUGGGUGUUCACAGAUCUUUCUCUCUUCUUUCACUUCUUGGUAGUAUUUUCCCAUCUACAAGAUCUGUUUAUUGGGAUUGGUUGUUCACGAUCAGACCAGAUAUUAGAGUAUAUGCUUAUGCACCUAGCCAAAUCAGCAAAGCUUUUCAGGUCACUCAGUUCCUAGAUGGCUCAUAG